AUGAGUAAGAAGAAAGAAAUGGAGGAUUUGGAAAACAACAAUGGUGACUUUGUUUCCAAUGAAGAAGGAAGAACUAUUACUGUAAAAUAUGAUUUCCACAAUGGUGGUCGUCCGUCUGUUCCUGCAAGAGUAGCUCCAAUGGCAGCCUUACAUAUGUCUCCAGAAUAUGUUGAGGGUUACACAUACUCCCGACCUGCUGCACCAUAUGCUACACCUCCUUAUCCAUACCCCCAAACAGGUGCACCAUAUGCCGUGUCUCCGUAUCCAUACUCCCAAACUGAUGCACCACCUUAUCCAUACCCCCGAAUUGUUGUGCCUCUUUAUCCAUACCCCCGAAUUGCUGUGCCUCUUUAUCCAUACCCCCAAACAGGUGCACCAUAUGCCGCACCACCUUAUCCAUACCCCCAAGCAGGUGCACCAUAUGCUGCGUCUCCUAGUUCCAUACCCCCAAACUGA
This is a messenger RNA of Trifolium pratense (red clover), 456 nucleotides long. RefSeq names its product SH3 domain-containing protein C23A1.17-like. The coding region runs from base 1 to 456 and encodes 151 amino acids. The transcript is spliced from 2 exons. Lineage: Eukaryota; Viridiplantae; Streptophyta; Magnoliopsida; Fabales; Fabaceae. The record is from RefSeq and is a predicted model, not a curated record.